Molecule: messenger RNA, 846 nt
Organism: Rotaria sp. Silwood2
Lineage: Eukaryota; Metazoa; Rotifera; Eurotatoria; Philodinida; Philodinidae
Source: the annotation of a GenBank genome assembly
AUGCAAUAUUUGUAUGAACAAACCAGUAUUCCUCUACCGAAAAUAUUGGCCUAUUCGUGUGAUUCCCAUACGAGUAUUUUAGAAUGUGAAUUUAUCUUAAUGGAGAAAAGUCAAGGUGAUACACUUGAACAUGUCAUCGAUAAGAUGUCCGAUGAAAAUUUGAUGAAAACUGUAACAGAAAUAAUCAACUAUGUUAAACAAUUGCGUGAAAUCAAUCUGCCACAAAUGAAUCAGAUUGGAUCAUUUGGUAGUAAAAUGUUGCAUCUGGGUGGAUAUGUUCUUGAUGGUCCUACACUCGGUCCAUUUUAUACACCGAAAGAAUUCAUUUUGGCACAUUUACAAUGGUCUAUUCACUCUAUCGAAAUUGAUUCGCAAUCGUUUGAAAUUGUCAAACAUUUGCUGUUGCCUCUAAAGGAAAUUAUCAAGCGCAUCGAAAAUGACGAGUAUCUAUCGAAUGUGAAAUAUACAUAUCAUAUGACUCAUACAGAUUUAAAUACAUCGAAUAUUAUUGUUGAUCAAAUAAAUGGUAAAAUUUUGGCUAUUAUCGAUUGGGAAAGUUGUGCUAUGACAUUUGAUGAAAGUGAUAUGAAAUUUUAUGAACAUUGGUCAGAUAAUGAUGAACGAAAAGAAAAAAUUAAAUCAUUAUUGCCAUCGAAUUGGACCAACGAGAGCUCGAAUGAUAUCAGUUAUAUCAUACCAUAUUUAGAUGUGAUGUAUUCAGCUAUGUGGGCAACAUUUUACAGUUCUACUUGGUUUGAAUCCGAACAAAAAGUACUUGAACAUAUAAACUAUUUUGUACAAGAGACUGAAAAGGCCAUUACUGAAUUGAACAAAGUUUCGUCAUAA